Messenger RNA from Rhea pennata, 1748 nucleotides. RefSeq names its product cytochrome P450 2J4-like. Gene Ontology annotation, biological process: xenobiotic metabolic process. The record is from RefSeq and is a predicted model, not a curated record. Gene Ontology annotation, cellular component: intracellular membrane-bounded organelle; cytoplasm. The coding region runs from base 73 to 1557 and encodes 494 amino acids. NCBI's taxonomy places the organism in Eukaryota, Metazoa, Chordata, Aves, Rheiformes, Rheidae. The transcript has 9 exons. Gene Ontology annotation, molecular function: iron ion binding; heme binding; oxidoreductase activity, acting on paired donors, with incorporation or reduction of molecular oxygen, reduced flavin or flavoprotein as one donor, and incorporation of one atom of oxygen.
GGCGCGCUGCCACUGCCGGGUGCCGGGCGCAGGGGCCGGGGCUGCUGGCGGCGCAACCCUCUGCAGCUCCCCAUGCUGCGCCUCCUGGGCGAGAGCGGGCCCAGCACGGCCCUCCAGAGCUUCCUGGUCUUCCUGGGCAUCUUCCUGCUUGUUGCCGACUACAUGAGGAGGAGAAAGCCCCAAAACUUCCCCCCGAGCCCCUUUGCGCUCCCCUUCCUGGGGCACAUCCUCACCAGGGACUUCAGAAAUCCAACGAAGGUGAUACAGGAGCUUACUGAAAAAUACGGAAACAUCUUCAGCCUGCACGUGGGCCGAAUGUCGUAUGUCUUCGUCAGCGGCAUCCCGAUGGUUAAGGAGGUGUUGGUAAACCAAGGUGAAAACUUCCUAGAUCGCCCAGAAAUCAUCCAGUCGGAAGUCUUCAGCAGCCGCGGAUUGACCUCCUCUAACGGACAUACUUGGAAACAGCAGAGAAGAUUUGCCCUGUCGACGCUCAGGAACUUUGGCCUGGGGAAGAGGAGCCUGGAGGAGCGGAUACAGGAGGAAUGCCGGUACCUCACCGACGCCGUCGGGGAAGAGCAGGGGCAUCCUUUUGACCCUCACUUUAAGGUCAAUAAUGCCGUUUCCAACAUCAUCUGCUCGGUCACCUUUGGCGAUCGGUUUGAGUACCACAACGAGCAAUUCCAAAAGCUGCUGCAGCUGAUGGACAAGCUGGUGGUGCUCCACGGCCACCCCCUCAACCAGCUCUACAUUUUAUUCCCUGGUAUAAUGAAGUACUUCCCUGGACCUCACAAGAACAUUUCUAAAAUCUGUAAGAUGCUGAACAGUUUUGUGUGCGACAUAAUCGCUAAGCACAAGGAGGACUGGCACCCCUCCGAAAGCCGGGACUUCAUCGACAGCUACCUGCAGGAGAUGGCGAAGGACGACGGCAGCGGGUGCUUCUGCGAGGAGAAUCUUGCGGCUUGCACGCUGGACCUCUUCUUUGCCGGAACCGAGACGACGUCCACAACCAUCCGAUGGGCUUUGCUGUACAUGGCCCUGUACCCAGAAAUUCAAGCGCGCGUGCAAGCGGAGAUCGACGCAGUCGUGGGGCAGGCUCGGCAGGUGGCCCUGGGGGACCGCGACAGCAUGCCCUACACCAACGCCGUCAUCCACGAGGUGCAGAGGAAGAGCAACAUCCUCCCCUUCAGCGUCCCACGGAUGACCACACGGGACACGACGCUGGGGGGCUUCUUCUUGCCCAAGGGCACUGUUUUGAUGCUGAAUUUCACCUCCCUGCUCUUUGACAAGAAGGAGUGGGAAACCCCCGACGCUUUUAACCCUGAGCACUUCCUGAAGGACGGCCAGUUCUGGAGGAGAGAGGCUUUCAUACCCUUUUCCCUGGGGAAGCGCGCCUGCCUGGGCGAGCAGCUGGCCCGCGCCGAGCUCUUCCUCUUCUUCACGGCCCUGCUGCAGAAGUUCACCUUCCGGCCGCCGCCGGACGCCCCGCUCAGCCUCCGCGUCAAGCUGGGCAUCACGCAGCACCCGCUGCCCUACCGCGUCUGCGCCUUGCCGCGCUAGCGGAGCUCCUGCCGCCGCCGAGCAAACGCCUCCGCUUCGGUCCCCAGUGCCCGAAGAGCCACUCCGUCCUCCGCGGGGCCGCAGCGGGGAGCACGCGGCUCCGGCGGGAGCCCGCUGCUUCUGCUCCUUCCAAAGCGCUCGCAAACAAACUCCGUUUGCGCACUGACCUCGUGGUCCGUAUCUGUCUGCUA